UCCCCGCCACACAGAUAGCGGCACAACGCGUUUCAUACUGUACUGCAAGGGACAUUCAAGCCACGGAGGUACAUGUAAGUAGAAGAGCGCCGGACGAAGUCACCCGACACGAAAAGCUUAACCUAGAGAUGGCACCAAAAUAUAAGUUAACUUACUUCCCCAUAAUGGGUCUGGCCGAGCCCAUACGUUUUCUUCUAUCCUAUGGCAAGACUGAAUUUGAAGAUGUACGAUGUGAGAUGGAGAAGUGGCCAUCAAUGAAAGAAUCAACGCCCUUUGGGCAGCUUCCAGUUCUUGAAAUCGACGGGAAGAAGACGUGGCAGUCUCACGCUAUAUGUCGUUACUUAGGCAAGCAAAUGGGCUUGGCUGGAGCUAAUGACUGGGAAGAUCUCCAGAUUGACAUGGCUGCUGAUACAAUAUCAGACAUAAGAAUGAAAAUGGUAAGUCCUGCACACGAGACUGACGAAACAUUAAAGCAAAAGAAGAAAGCAGCAGUCAUAAAUGAAAGUCUACCAUUUUUGUUGCCAAGACUAGAUCAAAUGGUGAAGGAAAAUGGAGGUUAUCUUGCAAAUGGCAAGCUUUCGUGGGCAGACCUCUAUUUUGUAGCACUGAUCGACUACCUCAAGGCCAUUAUUGGAUUUGACAUAACAAAAGAUUAUUCAAACCUUGCUGUGCUCAAAAAGACCGUACUUGAAAUACCAGCUAUUAAACAGUGGGUUGCGAAGAGACCAAAAACUGAAAAGUGAAUUUAGUAGCGUGUUAAAUACAUGUAAUGUUAGAAAUCUGAAUUGAUCUACAUUUAAAUAUUCAUUAUAUGUUGUUAGAACUGUGAUACACCUUUGUGACUGCAAAAAGAUGUAAAAAAAAUUCCUGUAAAAGAUCAUACAACAAUACCUUUCCAUUUACAAGACUCAAUCAGAACAGUAACAUUGGAGAUAGUUCAGCUACAUGUGUUUUAUUUGCUAAUGUGUGGAAUUGUUUUGGUGGAUUCGCAAAUUAAUUUCUUGCCAGACAUGCAAAACACUGAAGUAAUGUUGGUGAAAAUUUUGUAAUUAUGUUUCCUAUAUAUGUGUUUUCUCAUGUUUGCUGCACUAUGUGCUGUUGUGUUGACGCAUUUUAAAACAUGACACCCAGAAUAAUUUUAUGUAAAUUUAUUAGUCCUGGGAGAUCUGUCAAGUGCACGCACAAUUUAUGGUCAUAUCACAGAGACAUCGUGGUGUGGAGUACAAGUAUCUACUUGUUAAAAAUGUGCGUACGAGUGUACAUUAGUCAAAAAUACUUUCCAUUAAAUGUGAACUAGUCUCCUUCAUUUCAUCAGUGAGCAAGGAUCUUUUAAUUUUCAUGGAUAAAAGUACAUUACUGUGAGCAAAUAUUCUCUAGAAUUUAGCACUGA
Molecule: messenger RNA, 1390 nt
Organism: Schistocerca nitens (vagrant locust)
Lineage: Eukaryota; Metazoa; Arthropoda; Insecta; Orthoptera; Acrididae
Product: glutathione S-transferase-like
Exons: 5
Coding region: 129-743 (204 amino acids)
Biological process (GO): glutathione metabolic process
Molecular function (GO): glutathione transferase activity
Source: RefSeq, a predicted model, not a curated record